Equus caballus (horse) is the source of this 720-nucleotide messenger RNA. It is a transcript of the gene ACYP1, whose product is annotated as acylphosphatase 1. Gene Ontology annotation, molecular function: acylphosphatase activity. The record is from RefSeq and is a predicted model, not a curated record. Lineage: Eukaryota; Metazoa; Chordata; Mammalia; Perissodactyla; Equidae.
GGGGAGGGAGAGGCUUUUCUAAGACUCCAUCAAAGAACUUGUAUUUUUCUGUGAAUGAUGCUGCCAGACCUUUCUCUGGCAAACGCCGGAGCCCCUACCUGUGCCCUCGAGUCAUUCCGCCGCAGGAUUCCGGUGUCCGCCCGCUUAGCGGGAGUGCGCCUGCUGGUAGCCUUUCUUAGCACGCUCGGCUGCUUUGUACGAGCCCCAGGUUUGAACGUGAGCAUGGCAGAAGGGGGCACCCUGAUAUCAGUGGACUAUGAAAUUUUUGGGAAGGUGCAAGGGGUGUUUUUCCGCAAGUACACUCAGACUGAGGGUAAAAAGCUGGGAUUGGUAGGCUGGGUCCAGAACACUGACGAGGGCACAGUGCAAGGACAGGUGCAAGGUCCCAUCUCCAAAGUGCGUCAUAUGCAAGAAUGGCUUGAGACAAAAGGAAGUCCCAAAUCGCACAUCGACAGAGCAAGCUUCAGCAAUGAGAAAGUCAUCUUAAAGUUGGAUUACUCAGAUUUCCAAAUUGUGAAAUAAUAGCCUGAAUUUAAAUUUCCCAAGAUAAACUUGUGGUUUUGUUUUUUAUUGUUAAUAGAGAUAGAACUAUUCUGUGCUCAGUAUUAGAAUUUGUCAGUAAGUUAUUUUAGCACCAGUUAUUUGCUUGCUACUGUAUAUUAUAUGAUGCAAGGAUUCAAGUGUACACAGUUCUAAUCAAUAAAAACACAUUAAAGCCUA